AUGGCAAAACCUACAAAAAAUAAACAAAACAAUGCCACGACAGAUGAUAAACCUAAAGGACGUUCAUUUUGUUGUUCAAUAUUUAUUUAUACAUUUGUUUUUGUAUCCGGUGUUAUUGUUGCAACAAUAUUACCUGAUUUAGCCGGUCAUCAUCUUAAACAACCUUAUGCAAAAGAAUACAGUGCUAUGCUUGAAAAAACAUUUAAAGAUUUACCAAAAUAUUUGAAUAAUUUCGCUGAAACAGCUAAUGUAAUUCGUCAUGAUUUAAUGGAUCGUUUUUGGGUAAUGAAAGCUGAAAUUGAUCGUCGUGUUGCAGAAUUCAAAAAUAAAAAAGAAGAUACAUCAACAACACAAAAAACUACAACAACAAAGAAAACAACAACACAACGUCCAACAACUAAAACAACAACAGCUACAACAACAAAACAAACAACAACUACUCCUCGCUCAACUACUACUACUACCCAGACAACAACAACAACUCCUAAACCAACUACUACUACCACUCAAACAACAACUCCUAAACCAACUACUACUCAAACAACAACAACAACAACUACUAAACCAACUACUACCACUACCCAAACAACAACUCCUAAACCAACUACUACCACUACCCAAACAACAACAACAACAACAACAACUAAACCAACUACCCAAACAACGACAACGACAACUGCGCCUACAACCCAAACAACAACAACAGCAGCUACCCCUAAAUCAACCACUACUACUCAAACAACAACAGCUACUACAGUAAAUUCAGAUCAUGUUCAUACAGUUCGUGCACAUGAUACAACAAUGGCACCACCAACGUUUACUGAAAAACCAGCUGUUGUUGAAUCUACAACUGUUAAAACAGAAAAAAAUCGAGAGCAAUCAUCAGCAACGAAAGAACUUUAA
Molecule: messenger RNA, 903 nt
Organism: Rotaria sp. Silwood1
Lineage: Eukaryota; Metazoa; Rotifera; Eurotatoria; Philodinida; Philodinidae
Source: the annotation of a GenBank genome assembly